AUGUCGGAUGGCCACGUCACAUUUCGGUGUGAGCUGGUAUCCGACUUCCCGAUGGCGCUAUAUGGCGUGAAAGUAACGCUGUGGUACAACGAUUACCUGAGCAAGGAGAAGUACCAACGGUAUUACAGCAGAUGCAAGGAGGAGAGAGAUAUAGUGGAAAGGCAGACUGUCGAGGCCCUCGACACUGGGAAGUCGGAACUGUUCGAAGAGCUGGCUACGGCAGUGCACGAGGCGUCGGAAGCAAUCGAGAACUUCGAGCAAGAGGCGCAGAAACUGGCGUUGUCUACUCGGAGCGGUGCUACCGAAAGCACCCAGCAGGAAACAUGGGCAGCCGACACGUGGGCUGCGUUUCCCGAACAGGAUGAAGGCGAGGUUGAAGACCUGGCCACCCACCACGCAAACAAAAUUGCAGACCGUCCGGAUGCAGCUGCGAGCGCGGGUUGGCCCAGCAAACCCACAACCCAACCCGACAAGCUGGUAUCGUCGGUGAUGAGCCACCAAAGGAACGCAAGUUUCGAGGGAUCCCUAUCAUUACGGGAGUCAAAACCGAAGGCGAAUAUAUCAUCUGAUCAUGCGGGAAACAGGGUAGACAUUGACCACUGGGGUGCAACACAACCAGCCCACAGGGCCAUCAAAAAUGAGCAUACGGCAGGUGGAUAUGUGGGCGAUGAUUACGACCUGUGCAACUACGAAACAACGGGGUCAUCGUAUCGGGAUUAUUUUGAUGGCAAGCAUAUAGGUUCGUACGUUCCAGGAUUUGGCAAAGAAGCCUAUGGUACCGAGGAACCAUGCGUGUACAAGGAGGAGCCGACGGCUGGUGCUACUGAACACCGAAGGGUCGAUAAAAAACACGGCAUACGAUCACAGUACACGGCCGACGGCCUGGAUGGUGAAAACGGUACCGAGGGGACAUCACGUCAACGUGUCCCGGAUGCUGCCGACAAGGAAUUCACGCAGAUGGCAUACGGCACCAAUCGCCGUAGGACGUCGAUACAUGAGCAUUUCGAGGAUAGUUACAAUAUAACACACGAAUCGCAACGUGCCCCGGCACCUAGCCACCACGAGUCGCCUUACGCCACGUACUGCGACCUUUUAGAAAGGUGCAUCGCCAUAUCGGACGGAUACGACCUGGCCAGGCAGUUGAAGCAGCUCACCCUGUCGGAUAAAAUAGCGCUGUGUAGGAGUAUACUGGAGGGCGGAGACAAAGCGGCAACUAAAGCGGAUGUCCCACCUCCCCAGAAAAUUAAAAGCGCAACGAAGCCCCUGCACGUGGACGUAACGUCUAUGAUCACGCGGGCCGCAGAGGAUGAACGCGGCAGAGACUGGGAAGUGCCUGAGCCACUCUGGAGAGUGCAGGACGACGGAGGGAUCUCGUCGUACCUUGGCAACUACAUUGUGAAUGGGGGGCACCUAUUCGAGGGGAUCCACUUCACUGCAUACCUCAGCAUGAGGCCAUUCAGGGACUCCACGCAGGUGGAGGUGAGCACUGAGGUGGUACGCAAAUUGCAAAACAUGGAUAUUUACACUGCGUUGCGCGGGCCGGGCGCCGACGCGGUGCGCAUUGUCGCCAGAAGCGCAACAACACUCACGUUCAUUUGCGAACCGGAGACCUGGACUCACACCCUGCCCUCGCUUGCAGUCAGCAUCGUGGAGUCCGACGGCACGAACCGGGAGGUGCUCGUCAAGCUGCCCAUCGGGCCUUUCAGCUUCUUCGAGCCCGCUGACAUACCGGCCAAGAAAAUCGAACGGAUCAUCGAGAACAACGCGAAGGUCGGAUUCUACACCAUACACAAGGCAUUCGUGUCGAGGACGAAGUUGCACAUGCACGACCUGCUGGCCGCCAUGGAGAAGUACUUCGCCAUCACCAAAACCAAUACCAGGCAGACGCUGGCGGCAGUCGACCUCAACGGUCAGGUGCUGGUUGCCACGCUGCGCAAUCGCGGCGACGCUGUGUUGCUCGACGUGUGGAGCCCCAACGUGAAAACGCUCGAUAGCGCCUGCACGUACAUCAAGGAAAUCGCGGCGGCGCUGGGCGCAGACACGGAUCCGAAGCUAGCCCUGCGGUCGCUGCGCACUAUGAGCGUGUUCCCACUGGAGUUCGAGCAGAUAACCCGAAGCAACCCGUCGAGCGCGCGAUCGAGGCCGGCGGCUGGCGGCGGCGGCUCUCGCACUGGCGGAGUCGCAAGACCGAACAUCCCCGGCGCGUUCUCGGGUGGCGCGGCGCCAGCCUAA
Babesia bigemina is the source of this 2232-nucleotide messenger RNA. RefSeq lists its product as hypothetical. The coding region runs from base 1 to 2232 and encodes 743 amino acids. The transcript has 2 exons. NCBI's taxonomy places the organism in Eukaryota, Apicomplexa, Aconoidasida, Piroplasmida, Babesiidae. The record is from RefSeq and is a predicted model, not a curated record.